AUGACUCGCAAUCGUCAAUAUAUCAAGCAUAUUGAUGCAGCCUUUAGACCUGCUAUCAAACCGCCAUCAAACCCCAUACAUCUUAAGGCUUCAGAAAGGCCUGAGCUAUCCGGCUUUAAGAAGACUACUACUACUCGAGCACCGAGCACGACAAGUGUAACAACUCUGAAGCGAUCAAGCCAAGACCCCCCACCUGCCUGUACAACGGAAUCAGAUCCCAUCCACAUCAACUCCUUGGAAUGGCCUGAGCUACCCAAGAUAUCUGGUUUCGAGACACCUCCUACUAUCCGGGCACCUCUUACUGUCCUAGCACCUCCUAAGAUCCGAUCACCGAUGACGAUAGAUGCGAUGGAGCGGUUGGCAAGGGAGAUUUGGGGGCUCUGUGCCUAG
Messenger RNA from Fusarium pseudograminearum CS3096, 390 nucleotides. RefSeq lists its product as uncharacterized. The transcript has a single exon. Lineage: Eukaryota; Fungi; Ascomycota; Sordariomycetes; Hypocreales; Nectriaceae. The record is from RefSeq and is a predicted model, not a curated record. The coding region runs from base 1 to 390 and encodes 129 amino acids.